Pecten maximus is the source of this 3419-nucleotide messenger RNA. RefSeq lists its product as uncharacterized. The record is from RefSeq and is a predicted model, not a curated record. Lineage: Eukaryota; Metazoa; Mollusca; Bivalvia; Pectinida; Pectinidae. The transcript has 11 exons. The annotation marks the transcript as partial. Gene Ontology annotation, molecular function: protein binding. Gene Ontology annotation, biological process: signal transduction.
CUCAAGAAAGGAAAUCCCCAGUGAGGUGAAUGAAACCAUGAUCAAGAUGUUGCUGUACACCAUGGAAACAGAGGAUCUCGAUUAUAUAGAUGUGGUUACAGGUCAAAUCAGCAUUUAUGGCAGUGUGGCAUCUUCUCGUCUCGUACGCUUUGUACAAAAGCAUCUUGGCAGUGACAGUGCUGAUAAAGUCUUGGCACCACUGAUACCCGCCAUCAUAAAACAGCUAGAACAUGAAGAUGAGAAUCUAAAGACAGGAGCUCGCAAUGUUCUGUCACUGGCCAGUAGCCAGUCACCUCAAUUACUCAGUCCUUAUAUGAAGCCAAUGAUACAGUGGUACAAGGCUACUCGCUCCCCUGAGGCUUUGUCUGCCAUUUGGAGGCCGUAUAAAGAGGGUGAUGGGAUGUCAGAAGAAGAUUUUAUCGACUUGAUGAAAGCUAUCAAACAAGACAAGGAUGCUGACUCAGGAUCGAUGCAGUCUGUGAUUUUGAUGGAUAUCGGUGAAAAACAACCAGAGCUGUUUACACAAGAGAGUGUUGACAUGAUGUUGACGGAAAGAUUCGUGGACAACAAGGAUGACCAGUACAGGAUUUUAUUGGCAUUGAGUUAUGUCAUUCCUAAGAAGCCAAAACUGUUUGGAAAGAACAUUGUUGAGCGUGUUCUGAAGAAUCCAAAACUGAACUUAACCUUCACAUCUGCUCUACAAACCAUUGGUGUUGCAUUGGCCUUCCAUCACAAGGAGUUAGCAGAUACGGUUCUGGAUGACUUUGUGAAGCUUUCGAAAAAGUGUGAAAGUCCUUCCUACAAAGUGGCGUUGAUUGAUGGAAUUCAUACCAUAGGUACUCAGCACGGAACAGAGAGACUGAAGCCAUACCGACCAUACAUUGAGGAACUACAGAAAGAUGGGGACACUGGUGGAAUCAAAGACAUGGCUACAUCCAUUCUUAAUGCGAUGGAUGGUAUAAGUGUGGAAGGCAUAGUGGAGGACGUUAAACAACAGAAGGGAGACAUCAACGUCCUCAGCACCCAGGUCACCAAGACUUCAAAGAAAGUCGAUGUGGUGGAUAAAAAAGUGGACAAGCAGGGAAAGGAAAUCAAAACGGUCAAAACUGGACUUAAAACUGUCAAUAAGCGUGUGGAUGUUGUAGAAAAAGAUUUGGAUGAAACCAAGAUCAAAGUUGAGGAGGUCGACAACAAGACGAUGACCAAUGCCCCUAAAUGGUCAAGAGAUUUGACCAAGCUGAUGAAUCCUACCACAGAACAUGAUUGGAGACUUCUGGCCCAGAGGUUAGCAUACACCCCAGAUGACAUUAAAGGCUGGGCGACCCAACAUGACCCCUGUAUGGGCCUCCUCAGUGAGUGGUACGCCACCCACAAGACGAUAGAGGCCACCCACGCUGUACUUACUGCCCUACAGGAGAUGAACAGGAUGGAUGCUGCCGCCAUUGUAGAGAAUGCCAUGAAGGCUGUAGAGGGGGUUGUAGAGGAAGAGGUAGAUUAUGCCACACCUCCACCUAUCUUCCUUAGUUACCAGUGGGGUCAUCAGAAUGAGGUCAAGUUGUUACGGAACCACUUACAAAUGGCUGGAUACGAGUGCUGGAUGGACAUUGGACAAAUGGGAGGUGGCGACAAACUGUUUGAGAAGAUUGACAAUGGAAUCCGUGGGGCAAAAAUCAUCAUAUGUUGUGUGUCGGAAAAGUAUUCCAAAUCUCCUAACUGUAACAGAGAGGUGAACCUAUCCACAAGCCUGGGAAAGCCCAUGAUUCCCCUCCUGAUGGAGAAGAUGAGCUGGCCCCCUAGGGGCUCCAUGGGACCCAUCUUCAGCGAGUACCUGUUUGUGAGGUUCUUUCAGCGAGGUGGGGAGGAGACUGAUGACCAACGCUACUGGCCAGUUCCCAAGUUCCAGGAAUUGUUGAUGCAGCUCAACAUGUAUAAAGCCAUGCCCGACGAAUCUCUUAUCACCAAAGAGUACAAGGAUUGGUGGACUCCUGUGGCAGAGGAAAUCGUCAUUACCAAAAAGAAAGGAGAUGGAGGUCAAAGUUCAACAGGAAAUAAAGAAUCUACACUGGAAGAAGAAACAUCUCCAGACGUGUUCCUAUCGUACCAGUGGGGCAAACAGAAGGAGAUUAAACAGCUGUACAGGAGGCUGAACGAACUUGGCUACAGCUGCUGGAUGGAUAUUUACCAGAUGGGAGGAGGGGACUCGCUCUAUGACAAGAUUGACAGGGGUGUCCGUGGCUGUAAAGUCAUCCUGAGUUGUGUAACCACCAAGUAUUCCCUAUCGGCCAACUGUCGGAGGGAGGUGAGUCUGGGAGAUUCUCUCAAGAAGCCAAUGAUUCCCUUGCUGCUGGAGAAGAUCGACUGGCCCCCUGCUGGACCAAUGAGUAUGGUCUUCACACAGCUUCUGUUUAUCAAUUUCUACCGUGAUGAAAACAUCCAGAUGUCCUGGGACGGCAGCAAAUUUGAUGAACUCCAUGGUAAAAUCAAUGAAUAUAUCCUGCCUAUAUCGAAUGGGGAUCAAAAAACAGCAGUCAAAGGUCCUGACAAAACAUCUAAAGGAGCAACAAAACCUGUGGACCAAAAAAAGGGGGCAGCACCUAAAGAAGGAACAAAAACUGUGGACCAACCAAAGGGGGCAGCCGCAAAAGGAGCAACAAAACCUGUCAACCAAACAAAGGGGGCAGCACCUAAAGGAGCAACAAAAACUGUGGACCAACCAAAGGGGGCAGCACCUAAAGGAGCAACAAAACCUGUGGACCAACCAAAGGGGGCAGCACCUAAAGGAGCAACAAAAACUGUGGACCAACCAAAGGGGGCAGCACCUAAAGGAGCAACAAAACCUGUGGACCAACCAAAGGGGGCAGCACCUAAAGGAGCAACAAAAACUGUCGACCAACCAAAGGGGGCAGCACCUAAACCUGCAAACCAAUCAAAAGAGCAGACAGCUCCGAAAGAAGAAACAAAACCAGAUCCUCCAAAUAAAAAGUCUUCAGCUUGUGUACUACUGUAAAACCAAACGGCUAUAUAGCACAGCUUGUGUACUACUGUAAUACCAAACAGCUAUAUAGCACAGCUUGUGUACUACUGUAAUACCAAACGGCUAUAUAGCACACCUUGUGUACUACUGUAAUACCAAACGGCUAUAUAGCACAGCUCGUGUACUACUGUAAUACCAAACAGCUAUAUAGCACAGCUUGUGUACUACUGUAAUACCAAACGGCUAUAUAGCACAGCUCGUGUACUACUGUAAUACCAAACAGCUAUAUAGCACACCUUGUGUACUACUGUAAUACUAAACGGCUAUAUAGCACAGCUCGUGUACUGUAAUACCAAACAGCUAUAUAGCACAGCUUGUGUACUACUGUAAUACUAAACGGUUAUAUAGCACAGCUUGUGUACUACUGUAAUACCAAACAGCUAUA